Messenger RNA from Arabidopsis lyrata subsp. lyrata, 3273 nucleotides. Its product is annotated as protein transport protein SEC16A homolog. Lineage: Eukaryota; Viridiplantae; Streptophyta; Magnoliopsida; Brassicales; Brassicaceae. Gene Ontology annotation, cellular component: endoplasmic reticulum exit site; ER to Golgi transport vesicle membrane. Gene Ontology annotation, biological process: autophagy; Golgi organization; COPII vesicle coat assembly. The record is from RefSeq and is a predicted model, not a curated record.
UCUCUCUCAUUCGAUCUCGAAGAUUUCACCGACUUAUCGGAGUUUGGAUCGGAGAUUAAAUCCGGGAUAUCACCGACGAAUCCUUUCUGGAUUUUGAUCUAUUUGAUCUUGAUCCUCUCGCGAAGCUUUUGCAGAUCCGUCGAUCUCUUUCUGUGAUUCUGUGGGGUUUAGGGUUAGGGUUUUAAUUUCGAUUUCGAUUUUGGUUGUCAAUUUUGAUGGCUUCGACUGCUGAUUUCCUCCUGGAGGAUCAAACGGACGAGGAUUUCUUCGACAAACUUGUUGAUGAUUCCUAUACUCCUACCGCUUCAUCCUCUGCUAAGGAGCUCAAAUUCGAUGACGGUAGUGAUUCCGAUGACGCCAAAGCUUUUGCGAAUCUCUCCGUCGUUGACGAUGUUGUGGGUGAUGGAGAUGUCGCAUUGAAUGAAGCAGGUUUGGGUACAAGUGGUUCGGUGGGAAAAGAAGAGCCUUCUUCAUCUAUUGCUCCGGAAGCUCUUCAAUUUGUCAACAGUGAUGCAAAUAAGUUAAGGGAUGAUGAUGAUGUGGUGAGAUCGGGGGUGGAUGAUAUGCCACUAACUGAAACGGCAAAAGAAAGUAAUAUAGUCGAUGGAUCUGGGAGUCCUGGGGUUAAGGAGGUUGGUUGGGGCUCCUUUUAUGCCGAUUCAUCUGUAAAUGACGGUCGUGGGUUUGGUUCAUACUCUGAUUUCUUCACUGAGUUGGAUGGAACUGCAGGGGAUUUACAGGGACAGGCCGAGGUAGCUGUGGCCACUGGAGGCAACUUAGUAGCCAAUGCAACAAGUGUUGGUUUAGAUAAUUCGGCAGGGUUUGAGCAACACCAUGGUCAAGUGCAACACGAUUCUGGAAGCGGGCGGUAUGUGGAUAAUAGUCAAUCUUGGGAAUAUCUCUAUCCUGGAUGGAAAUAUGAUGCGAGUACUGGUCUGUAUCAAGUUGAUGGUCAUGAUGCAAGCGUGAAUUCACAGGAGAGCUAUAUAAACUCAACAAGUAACUGGGAAAGCGUUGCUGCUGAUAACUCGGAUGUUGCUUAUCUGAAACAGAGUACACCAUCUGCAGCGGCUGGCACAGUUGAGAGUGUGUCUACUUGGAAUCAGGUUUCACAAGUGAGCAAUGGAUAUCCAGAACACAUGAUCUUUGACGCUCAGUAUCCUGGAUGGUACUAUGACACAAUUGCUCAAGAGUGUCGCUCUCUAGACAGCUACAACCAGGCUUCUCAAACAACUCUAACUGGUCAAGCUCAUGAUAAGCAAGUUCAGAAUGGUCAUGCUCGUAAUAACCAGAGUAGUAUGUAUGAUGUUAACGACAAAAACCAGACUUUCAAAGCGCAAGAAUAUGCUAUUCAGAGCCAACACGGAAGUUGGGACCAGUCUUACUAUGCCAACAAUCAGCAGGCUGCAAACACUUGGCAAUCAGUAAAUGUAGGUCAGGCUGAGCCUGCUAUAAAUUCGGAUUCAUUAUCAAGCUUUGGAGGAAACCAGCAAGUAAAUAAUUUGUACAGUACAGAACCUGUGACUGAACAGUUUAAGCCAAAUGCGAUUGGAGCGCAGAGCUUCAUCCCACAGCAUAUGAAUCUGGCUAGUGUCACACAGAAUGGACCUUUGAGUUUCUCAAACGAUGUCUAUAAUAGACAGCAAUCUGUAGAUGAUGCUCAUCAGUCUUUUCAGAACAAUCAGCUUUUCUCCCCAAGUGCGGGAAGAUCAUCUGAUGGUCGUCCACCACAUGCACUUGUCAGUUUUGGAUUUGGUGGGAAGCUCAUUGUUAUGAAGGAUAAUAAUGGUUCUCUGCAUAAUUCAUCAUUUGGAAGUCAGGGAAUUGGGGGAAGCUCCGCCUCCGUCUUAGUUAUUUCUGGGAGUGCCUCUUAUUCCAGUCAAGGGGAAGACUCUUUGAGCUACUUUCGUUGCCUGCAUCAACAAUCUCUUCCAGGUCCUUUGGUAGGAGGAAAUGUUGGAAGUAAAGAGUUGCAUAAGUGGAUUGAUGAGAGAAUUUUGAAUUGUGAAUCUUCCUAUAUGGAUUUUUCAAGAGGGAAACUCUUAAAGAUGCUUCUUUCUUUACUCAGAAUAUCUUAUCAGUAUUAUGGGAAACUCCGUUCUCCUUUUGGUACUGAUGCAUCACAAAAGGAAACGGACUCUGCUGAAGCAGCAGUCGCUAAGCUUUUUGCAUUUGCCAAGAAAGAUGGCGUACAAAAUGGUUAUGCUCCUAUUAGCCAAUGCUUGCAGUAUUUACCACCUGAAUCACAAAUGCAAGUAACUGCUUCAGAGGUUCAGAAUCUUCUGGCUUCUGGUAGAAAAAUGGAGGCUCUACAAUGUGCACAAGAUGGCCAUUUAUGGGGACCAGCGCUUGUUAUCGCGGCACAACUUGGGGAUCAGUUCUAUGUUGACACUGUGAAACAAAUGGCCCUUCGCCAGCUGAUACCAGGGUCACCUUUACGGACAUUGUGCCUACUGGUUGCAGGACAACCAGCUGAAGUGUGUCCCGCUGGAAGUAGUAGCAUGCUUGACAAUUGGGAAGAGAAUUUGGGUAUAAUAACUGCUAACAGAACCACGGAUGAUGAGCUUGUGAUUACUCAUCUUGGAGAUCGCAUGUGGAAAGAUAGGGGCGAGAUAAUUGCGGCGCAUAUUUGCUAUUUAAUCGCGGACAAGAACUUUGAUCCAUACUCAGAAUGCGCCAGACUCUGCCUUGUCAGAGCUGACCAUUGGAAAUGUCCUCGAACAUACGCAAGUCCAGAGGCUAUACAGAGGACAGAGUUAUAUGAAUACUCUAAGACACUGGGAAAUUCUCAGUAUAUCCUGUUACCGUUUCAACCAUAUAAAAUCAUAUAUGCCCAUAUGCUGGCCGAAGUUGGUAAUAUUUCGACUGCACAGAAGUACUGUCAAGCAGUAUUAAAAUGCCUCAAGACAGGCCGAUCACCAGAAGUGGGAAUGUGGAAACAGUUUGUUUCAUCUCUUGAAGAGAGAAUCCGUAUCCACCAACAGGGCGGGUAUACUGCGAAUUUGACCCCAGCAAAACUUGUUGGAAAGUUCCUGAACUUUAUUGAUAGUACAGCAUCUCGUGUUGUUGGGGGGAUGCCACCACCUGCACCACAUUCAACAACUGGAAACCUGCAGGUAAAUGACUAUCAACGCGAUUGUUUGGCGAACCUCUCUUUUUCAAAAUCAAAACUUCGAUUUGGUUUUUCAUCACGCAAAUACGAAAGCCUUCUUUUCUUAGUUGUGUUAUUGCAUCUUAGGGUUUUCAAAUUCUAAACUUGUGUUUCUCUUUAAA